CACCGUCGAGUAAAAGCGAAAUUAAAAGUUCAAAUAUUUGCAGCUUACUUCGUAAACGGGCUAUGGCGUCGGAGACUCAAAAAGUAGUAGUUCAUCUACGAGCCACCGGCGACGCACCGAUUCUCAAGCAAUCCAAAUUCAAGAUUGGUGGAGAUGAGAAGUUCUUAAAAGUGAUCGAUUUUCUUCGUCGUCAACUUCACCGGGAGACAUUAUUCGUGUAUCUCAACAGCGCCUUCUCACCAAAUCCUGAUGAGCUAGUGACGGACCUAUAUAACAACUUCGGUUUUGAUGGUAAAUUGGUGGUGAAUUAUGCAUGUUCCAUGGCAUGGGGAUGACUACUACCAAGAUCACAUCACUGUACAUAAGGUAUGUGUCCUGUUUAGGACUUGGAGAUUGCUAUUCAAUUCCCAUUGGUGCAAGGUUUCGCUGUAGUUCGUGUUGCAUUCAGCUGGCGAAACCGAUUGUGUAGGACUUGGCAAUGGGGAUUAUGAAUCUCUUUCUUUUGGUUUCUUUGCAUCUUCUCUGUUAGUAUUAGCUGCAGAUGGAUCUUCUACAAAAUUGAUUGAGUUCAAAACUAUCUCUAAGCAUUGGACA
Messenger RNA from Salvia hispanica, 594 nucleotides. RefSeq names its product ubiquitin-like protein ATG12. Gene Ontology annotation, molecular function: Atg8-family ligase activity. Gene Ontology annotation, cellular component: phagophore assembly site membrane; Atg12-Atg5-Atg16 complex; autophagosome membrane. NCBI's taxonomy places the organism in Eukaryota, Viridiplantae, Streptophyta, Magnoliopsida, Lamiales, Lamiaceae. The record is from RefSeq and is a predicted model, not a curated record. Gene Ontology annotation, biological process: autophagy of mitochondrion; protein lipidation involved in autophagosome assembly; glycophagy.